AUGUGUCACCUGAAGCUACCCGUGUUCCUUCUCGUGCCUCUCGUGCUGCUGCGCUGUGUCGCCACCGCCCCUAGCAACAGGUACUUCACCUCAUCUAGUGAGCAGGAAAGCGCGCUCCCGGACAGAGAAGGCUGGCUCGUGCCCGGGAUCGUCUCCAACCCCUUCAUCGGCCUCAUUUCCGCACGACUAGAGAGAGGGCUCACAUCUGCCAACAGCCACCACAUAGAGAAAAGGAAGUGCAACACAGCUACCUGUGUGACCCAGCGACUGGCCGACUUCCUGACCCGCUCCAGCAACACCAUCGGCACGGUGUACGCCCCCACCAACGUAGGAUCCAGCACCUACGGGAAACGGGACCUGCUGCAGCCUCCCGGCUCUCUGCCUCUCUAG
Oncorhynchus masou masou (cherry salmon) is the source of this 390-nucleotide messenger RNA. RefSeq names its product islet amyloid polypeptide. Lineage: Eukaryota; Metazoa; Chordata; Actinopteri; Salmoniformes; Salmonidae. The transcript has 3 exons. The coding region runs from base 1 to 390 and encodes 129 amino acids. Gene Ontology annotation, molecular function: hormone activity. Gene Ontology annotation, cellular component: extracellular region. The record is from RefSeq and is a predicted model, not a curated record.